Molecule: messenger RNA, 1794 nt
Organism: Balaenoptera ricei (Rice's whale)
Lineage: Eukaryota; Metazoa; Chordata; Mammalia; Artiodactyla; Balaenopteridae
Gene: PROX2
Product: prospero homeobox 2
Exons: 4
Coding region: 1-1794 (597 amino acids)
Biological process (GO): regulation of transcription by RNA polymerase II
Cellular component (GO): nucleus
Molecular function (GO): RNA polymerase II cis-regulatory region sequence-specific DNA binding; DNA-binding transcription factor activity, RNA polymerase II-specific
Source: RefSeq, a predicted model, not a curated record
AUGGAUCCAAACUUCACCUUGCUUUCUCAACCAUCCCGGGCCUGCUCAUACCUGGCAGAACCUUGUACCAAAGAUGGAAGAAGCCCGUCCCCCAGAGAACAGGGCAGAGACUCCCCAUUUCCCUGGAGCCAGGUCCCCAGCUCCAGCCUCGCUGACCCUGACUGGUUUUGGGAUGAGCACAUCCAGGCAAAGAGGGCCAGAGUAGAGACCAUCGUCCGAGGCAUGUGCCUCUCCCCUAACCCUCCGGUGCCAGGCAAUGCCCCAGCCAGGGACAGCCCGUGCUGCCCAGAGCGGAAGAGGAAGCAGAACGUUCCCAUGCAGCAAGGCCCCUCAAAGCCAGGCCCUGCCAGGGACUGGGGAAGCAGGAAGGGGGGCCCUCGGGUGAGAGAACAGCUUCACCUGCUGAAGCAACAGCUAAAACACCUGCAGGAGCACAUCCUGCAGGCUGCCGAGCCCAAGGCCGCAGCUCAGGGCCCGGGAGGCUCAGAGACAGGGAAGGGCCCUCUGAGUGUGAAGCAGAGGAAUGGCUCUGGGUCUAGGGCCUGGGCUGUGGACAGUGCCCACCACGGUUCCAGCGGGGACCCCUCCAGGGUGGAGAAACACAGAGUGUCUGAGGUCAAACUCCAGUCUGAGGAACCCAGGUUCCUUCCUUCUGGAGCACGGGCUUUGCUGGAGAUUCUGAAGAAAGAACUGACGGGGGCCAUAUCCCAGGCUGUGGACUCAGUAUUACAGAAUGUGCUAUUGGAUCCAUCAGGCCACCUGACUCACCUGGGCAGAAGCUUCCCGGGGCUGGUGCCAGACGGUAGAAGCGAGCCCUCGCCUCCUGAGGGAGGUGCCUGUAAAGAUCCACUUCCUCUGGCUGCCUUGCCCAGGAGGGCCCAGCCGCAGACAGGGGCUCCACUGGGAAACUUAUCUCUGGCCAAGCCUCUAGAUUCUCCCAGGUACCCUGUCUCUCCGAGAAUGAUCCCCAAACCCUAUCAGGGUCCCCCAGCAAACUGUCCCUUGACUGUGCCUGCCCACAUCCAGGAAGAUCAGAUUCUCAGCCAGCUACUGGGCCAUGGACCCAGUGGCCACUGGAGGGGCAAUCUUCCGCAGGACUCAUCUCCCCAGAGUCACCCCUCCUCAGAGGCGGCCCUGCGACCUUGGGGAGUUGCCAAACUGCAACCACUGGCUUUGAGCCAGCAACAGUGCCCCUGGCUCUUCACGUCCACCUGCUUGGAAAGACUGCCCCUCGUUCCCUCAGUGAAAAUGGAGCAAGGUGGCCUGCAGGCUGUCACGGACGCACUUCCUUUCUCUUCAGCCCAAAUCCAGGAGGGCCUCAACCCUGGUCACUUGAAGAAGGCCAAACUAAUGUUUUUCUUCACACGCUAUCCCAGUUCCAACCUCCUGAAGGCUUAUUUUCCUGAUGUUCAGUUCAACCGCUGCAUUACCUCCCAGAUGAUCAAGUGGUUCAGCAACUUUCGUGAGUUUUAUUAUAUCCAAAUGGAGAAAUUUGCCCGGCAAGCAAUUUCAGAUGGUGUCACAAAUCCCAAAAUGCUGGUGGUUCUCCGCAACUCGGAGCUUUUUCGAGCUCUCAAUAUGCACUAUAACAAGGGAAACGACUUUGAGGUCCCAGAUUGCUUCUUGGAAAUCGCCAGCUUGACAUUACAGGAGUUCUUCAGGGCUGUCUCCGCAGGCAAAGACUCAGAUCCUUCCUGGAAGAAACCCAUUUACAAAAUUAUUUCGAAACUGGACAGUGACAUCCCAGAGAUAUUCAAAUCUUCCAGCUAUCCCCAGGAGCUGUUUCGGAAUUAA